Molecule: messenger RNA, 2298 nt
Organism: Haliotis rubra (blacklip abalone)
Lineage: Eukaryota; Metazoa; Mollusca; Gastropoda; Lepetellida; Haliotidae
Exons: 2
Coding region: 189-1724 (511 amino acids)
Source: RefSeq, a predicted model, not a curated record
GUAGUCACGGCUGCAGACGUUGCGGAGAACUUUCGAUAGCUGGCUUUAAGAAGACCAUGAAAUUAACAAGGCAGUUAUACGAAGUUAUCAAGUCAUUAGUGCUAAAUUGAAUAUGGUCGCUUCAACCAUAUGUGUCUGAAUUAAGCCUUCGAAAUCGUACCGUUGUACAGAACAUUUGACAACUCGUGAUGGCCAAAGUGAUAGAUAGACUGCGUAUCCAAGGGGUAUCCCCGUCUCGGGAAAACACGUUCAGCUCUCACAGUAAAGUAAUCCAGCCGCUUCCACCUCCUACAGAUAAAGCAUGGGUAGCUAACGGUGAAAGUUUCUACAUGCCUGGUCGGCCGAGCUGCAGUAAAGAAUUUCUCAAUACCAGCACCAACCCUGCUUCCAGGCGAAUGGAAGUACUCUCACGCAUGCGCACAGCGAACCAAGGCAUUUCUACCAUGGACACCAACUUCGGUCCGUCAUCAAUUCAGUUUGUGCUUCGUGGGAAACCAGUACGUGACAGGUUGGGGAAAUACGUCGCGCAAGACACAUUAAAACUGCUCCCUGACAGAAUCCAGCCCCUGCAGCGAAGCCAGCCUCAAGACGUCGAUCGUCAAAUCAAAGUCCAUAUUGGAAAGGCUCACAGCGAGCCUAGUAAUGGAGCCGUGUUAGAGAAGGAGAUGAGAGACAUGAAAACAAAAGACGACAUCAGUCUUCCUUCUUUCGCAUCCCCUUACUUCAUGCUUGGUCCAGCGCUGUCUCCGUCGUAUGGGAGCAUGUCCAAGAGGUCAACUCGAUCCCAAGGGGAAGGUUUUGAACUCACUGGCCAUAAAAUGAAGGGUGCGGAUUGCGGGACAUCCAGAUCUGGGUACAGUGAGAUCUACCCCAGCAUCGAUAGCCCCAUCCGGUCAUCUCGCCGAUUCACGCGUAACGCCUUCAAGGAGAGCCCUUCUCCCAUCGUAGCCCAAAAUACUCAGCAACUCAACCAAUGUCUUAGUGUUAACCAGAGCAUUCGUCUUCCCCUGGGAACCCAGACUGAGGCAAUCAAGCUGAAACACUUCACCCAGUUCGUGAAGAAAGAUGCCAAAGCUAGCUACAAUAACCCUUACAGAAAGGUAAAGAAAGAACGUCGCACCGUCGCAAAGACAGACACCCAGUACCAGUUUGACUCUGUCUCCAGUUACGUCCAUUUCAAUCGGAUCUACCAGCAGCCCACUCCCGGCCGGUCAGUGGCUGUGCAUGUACCCCAGAUGUCCGGUUUCCCAGCCCACUGCACGGACACCGUGCUGCUGCGGAUGAUGCUUGAGAUGAACAGGCCAGGUGCGUUGAGGUCUCCAGACAAGUACUCUGACGUAGCAAUUCAUAAGGAUCUUGAGGAAUUCCUCAUGGUGCGCUCACCUUCAGCCUUCAGUAAAUCGGGCUCCGCCAACAGUAAGAAGACCGGGCGGAACAAGAGUGGGCAAAGCAAUGUGGACACGCCUAUAGAGGAAGAGGGAGACUGUGCGUGGGCCGGCAACCAGGUGAAGGAAUCGACGGAGGUCAGGGAAGAGGACACGCCGGGCAUGCAGGGACUGGAGGCUCGGGAGGCCCAAGAGGCUGAUAACGGGAAAGAAGCCGGGGAAGAGGAGGAUGUUCAGUUGCAGGAUGAAGCUCAGCUUGUUGAUGAGGGAAUUGGCGAAGUGGAGGAAGACGGGUGUAUCAAGGAAGAAGAGGGAGUCAAUGAAGAGGAUAGAGUAUGAUACAUGCUCUGUGGUGGUACGGGACUCGAUAUAGUGCGAAUAUGAACAGCUCAUCAGACCAAUGCAAAGCGAGUUUAAGACCUGUGGUAUUAUUUAUGACAAACACAUUGUCUCAACUUACUAUUUAUUAUUUUUCCUCCAGCAAUGUGACCGGCAUGUUUCUGUAAUCUCAUAAAGAUGUUUGCUCUAUGUCGUAUGUACAUAUAUCAUAUUCAUCUUAUACAUUCCUGGCCUUCCCGACACCUAGUGCCUUUUGUCGUCACGCCACGGCAGACAAGGUCCACAAUGUAUAUUUGUGUAGCCUUUUGUGUUUGUCCAUAACGAUUGGCGGGAUGUGGCCUAGUAGUCCACUCGUUGCACCAAAGACACGAGUUCGAUUCCCUAUGUGGUUACAAUGUGUGAACCCAGUUUCUGUAGCCUAUCCAUCGUGUUGUCGGUCGUGAUAUUGCUUGUAUAUUGCGAGAAGCGAUGCACUCACUUAAUCCGACUGAGCGUCAGGUUUGAGCGGUCAUAUUUUGUGUAUCUGAAACUGAAACAUACUGUUAUCUGAAACUGAAACAUACAGUUAUGAUUA